This is a messenger RNA of Antrostomus carolinensis (chuck-will's-widow), 816 nucleotides long. Its product is annotated as regulator of microtubule dynamics protein 2. NCBI's taxonomy places the organism in Eukaryota, Metazoa, Chordata, Aves, Caprimulgiformes, Caprimulgidae. The transcript has 4 exons. Bases 1 to 816 code for a protein of 271 amino acids. Gene Ontology annotation, cellular component: cytoplasm; spindle microtubule; mitotic spindle pole. Gene Ontology annotation, molecular function: microtubule binding. The record is from RefSeq and is a predicted model, not a curated record.
AUGUCUCCCUUCGAAAAUAAAGGACUGAUACUGGGCAUAAUGGCAGGGACUGCUGGAAUAAGCCUGAUGCUGAUUUGGUACCAUAAGAGCCGAAAAGCCGGCGCAGCUGUGCAUAUACCUGCGUUCCUAGAUGUAGGUAGCAGGCUUAAUUCUGUGGGCUUGCAAAACGAAGCUCCUAAUGAUCAAGCAGUAGUGAUGGUUUUACACGGAAGGCAACUGCAGAUCCUGGAAAAACUGAAUGGUUUGCUAGUAAGUGUGGAUGAACUGAAGAGAGAGGUGGAAUUUCUGAAAGAAGCUAUUCCAAAGCUUGAAGAGCUUGUUCGAAAUGAGCUUCAGUGGAAGGGAGACGUUCAGAGAGUUAGUCCAUCACACAGAGCAACGAAGCGCAGAAAAGCUGAGACAGCUUCUGGUGCAAUAGAAACCACCAGCUCUGAGGAGGCCGAAAGUGAAGGAGGUUAUCUUACAGCUCAUACUGAUUCUGAAGGAGACUCUGAGGAAGAAAAGGGGUGUGUGAAAUUGCCUGAUGCCAUUGUGAAAUCAGAAGAAGAGGAGUUAUUUAAUCUUUUACAGCAGGUGGACAAUUUGCACAAAGGUUCAGAGGAUGAUAAAAGGGAGGGUUUCAGACUGCUCCUUGAGAAAGAUGACAAGUAUGAAAACUGUGUGGACUUUCUUUGGAGACUUACACGUGCUUAUGGAGAUCUGUUUGAGAUGACUACUGAUGUUGAGGAGAAGAGGAAGUAUGUUACUGAUGGAAAGAUUAAAGCUGAAAAGGCUGUUCAGCUGGAUGCCAAGAGUGCUGAGAGUCACCAGUGGUAA